AGGGCAGUAGGUGGCGCCACAUACUUCUUCACAGAGGAGGAACUGCAGAAGAACAGCUGUUUCUCUUCCGGGUUUGUUUCUCAUCCUGUGAAACACACAACGACACUAAGGGAGGAAGAAUGUCUCUUCCCUGUGUGCGUCUCUGCUCUCGACAGAUGACCACAGGACUUCAGGUCUGUGGUUAUGCGACCGUCGGUAAAGCGUUCCGACCCCGGGAGAAAAGCAGCGGGGGUCCGGUGUUCCAGUACGUCGGGCAGCACAGGAAGCCCAACCACAAGGUGUUCGUGUGGGGCUUCAGCUUCACCGGGGCCCUGGGGCUCCCCAGCUUCGUGGUGCCGGACAGCGGCAGGAAGAACCCAAGGAAGUACCAGCUCACUCCGUAUCGCCUGGACACCGCAGAGCAGAUCUCCUCUGCUGCUUGUGGUUACGGCUUCACCAUCAUCGCCUCCUCCACCAAAGACGCGUCCAAGCUUUGGGCCAUGGGCCUGAACACGGACUCUCAGCUGGGCUUCCAGCGCACGCAGCACAGCCGCCAUCGGAGUUACGACUACGUCCUGGAGCCGUCCCCUCUGGCUCUGCCUCUCGUCGAGCCUCUACAGACCAGAGUGAUCCAGGUCGCCUGUGGCCGAGCUCAUUCCCUGGUGCUCACGGAUCAAGAGGGGGUUUUCAGUAUGGGCAACAACGCGUACGGCCAGUGUGGGAGGAGGAUAGUUGAAGAUGAAGUCUACAGCGGCAGUCACAUCAUUCACAAGAUAAAAGGCUUCGACAGCAGGGUCACCCAGGUGGCAUGUGGGCAGGACCACAGCCUCUUCCUCACCGAGACUGGGAAGGUGUUUGCGUGUGGAUGGGGGGCAGACGGACAGACGGGUUUGGGUCACCACAGCGUCAGCUCCGGGGCAGUGGAGGUGGGGGGGGAUCUGGCCGGUGUUGAGGUGCAGCAGGUCAACACGUACGGAGACUGCAGCCUGGCCGUGUCCAGAGACGGGCAGCUGUACGGCUGGGGCAACUCCGAGUACCUGCAGCUGGCCUCGGUCACGGAAGCCACACAGAUCAACUCUCCUCGGCGUCUUCCUCUGAAAGGCUGCGGGAAGGUGGUUCAGGCGGCGUGUGGCGGGACGCAGGUGGCUAUUCUCAACGAUAAGGGAGAGGUGUUUGUUUGGGGAUAUGGGAUUCUUGGAAAAGGACCACAGCUUUCAGAAUCGUCGACCCCGGAGAUGAUUCCCUCCGCGCUGUUUGGACGCUCAGAGUUCAGCCCGUCAGUCGCCGUCACCAGGAUCAGAUGCGGCCUCUCACAUUUCGCUGCAGUAACGGAUCGCGGCGAGCUCUUCGUCUGGGGGAAGAAUGUGAGAGGCUGUUUGGGCAUCGGGAGCAGAGACGACCAGUUCUUCCCGUGGAGGGUGACUGUGCCGGGUUCAGUGGUGGAUGUAGCCUGUGGUGUUGACCACAUGGUGGCGCUGGUGAAGUCCCUCCUGUGAGCUCCUGCCCAGCAGCAGCGGUGGAACAGGCUGGAUGUUGGAGUCGCGGUCGCCUCAGGGAGCCGACGGAGGGUUUGACUGUGGGGUCUCGGAGGCAGCUGCUCUCCACAGGCGACGGCCCCUCGGGCGGCUCCGUCCUGUGGUGACGUCAAGAGGCGAGUGGAGCUGUGGAUUCUACAGGGUCAGCGACGUGGUUCACUUCCUCCUGCAUGAAGGUCACACGGGACAGUUACUUAUGAACAAAUACAGCUGAAAGGAUGAUUCCAUUUACUGAUUCAUUCAUUUUUCAAAUGUGAAGUGUGAACAAAUUUAAAUUAUUCUCAUGUUUGAUCAAAUAUGUGGUCGUAGAAAAUAAAGACAUUUCAAGACUU
This is a messenger RNA of Hippoglossus stenolepis (Pacific halibut), 1846 nucleotides long. It is a transcript of the gene rcc1l, whose product is annotated as RCC1 like. Bases 120 to 1475 code for a protein of 451 amino acids. The record is from RefSeq and is a predicted model, not a curated record. The transcript has 13 exons. Lineage: Eukaryota; Metazoa; Chordata; Actinopteri; Pleuronectiformes; Pleuronectidae.